Molecule: messenger RNA, 1642 nt
Organism: Scomber japonicus (chub mackerel)
Lineage: Eukaryota; Metazoa; Chordata; Actinopteri; Scombriformes; Scombridae
Gene: agmo
Product: alkylglycerol monooxygenase
Exons: 10
Coding region: 248-1063 (271 amino acids)
Biological process (GO): lipid biosynthetic process
Cellular component (GO): endoplasmic reticulum
Molecular function (GO): iron ion binding; oxidoreductase activity
Source: RefSeq, a predicted model, not a curated record
CCGUUUGCUGCCAUGUAACAUGUGAAAAGGUCAAGUAGUCAUAUAAUCUCAUAUGAGAUAUUCUUUUGGACUCUUACACUGUCAUGUUUAAUGUGUUUUACGUGUGCUUUCUGUGUAAUUUCCUCCAGAGGUGGCCAUCCUCUGGGCAGCUCACCAGGUCCACCACAGUUCAGAGUACUAUAACCUCACCACCGCCCUCAGACAGUCCCUCACCCAGCAAUUCACAUCAUGGGUUUUCUACCUGCCCAUGGCUCUGGCUGUACCCCCCUCAAUCUUCGCUGUUCACAUACAGUUAAACCUGCUCUACCAAUUCUGGAUCCACACGGAGUUGAUCACAGACCUUGGACCUUUGGAGUGGGUGUUUAAUACCCCAAAACAUCACAGAGUUCAUCACGGAAGGAACCUUUAUUGCAUUGACAAGAAUUAUGGAGGAAUUCUGAUCAUAUGGGACCGAUUAUUCGGUACCUUUGCUCUAGAGACAGACAAAGUGAUUUAUGGACUUGUAUAUCCUAUCAAGACAUUUGAGAUCCUCCGUAUUCAGUCAUUCUACUAUUUGUAUUUGUGGAAAAAAUCCAAGACUUACAAGAAUAUCAGCAACAAAUUGUCGACUUUCCUCAACGGUCCAAGUUGGAAGCCUGGUAAAACUCGACUGGGUGACCACAAAGGCAAUCCCAAGGUUACAGGAAAGGAAGUGCCUCAUGUUCCCAGCUGGCCGCUGCAUUUACAAGUUUAUGUGGUCCUACAUUUCCUGCUGGUGCUGCGGACUUACCAUGAUUUGUUUGAAAACAAGAUGGUGCUGUCUCAGCUAACCAUUCUGGGGAUGACCGGCUACGUUCUGCUCACUCUCACCUCCAUGGGCUUCAUCAUUGACCAGAGGCCAACAGCGGCUGUCCUGGAGAUGCUGCGCUGUGUCGUCAUGGUGACAAUGCAGAGGUACAGCUACGUGAAGCCCCUGCUGCCUGCUCUAGCUGUUCCAACAGAGGCCUUUGUCUCCCUCUCUCUGCUGUACUGGGGUCUGCAGAGCUUCUCUCAGCUGCACGGCAUCAAGAAGAAGGACGGCUGAGUCGUCACGAGACGUGCAAACAGAUUCACAUGCUGCUGACAAGGACUGUGAUGGGCGGCGGGGGGGGGGGGUUUAUCUUUUGUCAGUAAAAAUGUCAGUAGAGUCAUAAUUGACAUUCAAAAGAAGCAGCUUUUAUCCAGCUCCUCUGUCAACUACUGCUCUUUUUUUAUUGUAGAUGAAAACACAUGAGCUGAUUCAGCAGAUGUAACCUUCUGCUUGAUUCACUUACUUUUAUUUAGGAACAACUGAUUGUAUGAUUAUUAUCAAGGAAAUGUGCUCAAAUGAUGAAUUUCUUCUGAUGUAUUUUUCCUUUCUAUAUUUUAUCUGUACUUAGGUUUAAUAUAGCAUUGCAAUAACAAGUGCUACACUGUUAAUUUAAGCACUAAUCUAUGAACAUUUUUGAUCUCCAUAGAUGAGUACUUGAUUAGGAUAAUAAUAUUUUUUGUCUUGACUAUGCAACCCAUACCUCUUGUACAUGUACGUAUUGGUAGUUGUUAAUUUCACUUGUGAUUUGUAAGAUUGCACAACACUGUAUGUUAGUUUUAAUUUCAGACUGCAAUAAGAACAUUUGUAAUUUUG